UUUAAUUAUGGUAUUUAUUUUGUUUUAUUUUCUUGUCCUUAUAACAGUGUACAUAACUGCACCAAAUAAAAUUCCAGCAGAAAAUAGUGGUGAUGUUGCUUCUUCAAAUGAAGAUGAAUAUGGUUGGUGGUUUUCAGCAGAAGAUAACACAUAUGACCCUCUCAGUUCUUCUGAUGUCUCAAAAGGUUUUGAUGAAUCUAUUGAACUAGUCAAGGCAACCUUCACAAACCAGGGGCCAUUUGAUGGUGUUCUUGGGUUUAGUCAAGGUGCAUGUUUCCUAUCAAUCCUCUGUGCAUUAAGAGAACAAGGUUCUUUGAGUUUUAAAUUUGCCAUUCUUGUGGCCGCGUUCAAGUCAAGAUCUUCAGGACACAGCUUAUACUACACAGAACCCAUCACAUGCCCCACCCUGCAUGUUUUUGGUGAUANGGUCUCCCGCGAGAAGCGCGGUUAUUUUAACUAUUCUCGCGCUAGCUGCACGCGCCAAGGAAUCACAACAGGCGACAGGAAGAUUCCCCCAGCUUGUUAUAUUGGACCUUCUUUCUUCACGUGUUCAUCAUUAGCGAUUCAUUGGUUUGAAGUAGUAGUGGCAUUUUCUCCAGCAGUGGCACCUAAAUAA
Molecule: messenger RNA, 616 nt
Organism: Stylophora pistillata
Lineage: Eukaryota; Metazoa; Cnidaria; Anthozoa; Scleractinia; Pocilloporidae
Product: esterase OVCA2
Biological process (GO): response to retinoic acid
Cellular component (GO): cytoplasm; nucleus
Molecular function (GO): hydrolase activity
Source: RefSeq, a predicted model, not a curated record